AUGCAAGCCGCAAAUACAAGCGGUGACCCCGACGAAGGAGACUUAGAACUCGCGAGCGCGCAGAUCAAUUCAAAUGCCUCCUUAACUGUGUCUUUGGCACAGACUCCUUACUGCAAGAAGCACGGAUAUGAUCCCCAGAAUCCCCUCUGUGCCCACAUAAUCUUCUGUGGGAGUAUUGUAAAGGUGAAAGAUUCAGAAGCGGGCUUAGCAAAAAAAGCAUUAUUCAGUCGCCACCCUGAAAUGGAAAAUUGGCCUAAGGAUCAUAAUUGGUUCUUUGCCAAAUUCAACAUCACCAAUAUUUGGGUCCUGGACUACUUUGGUGGAUUGAAAAUUGUGACACCAGAAGAAUAUUACAGCGUCAAGCCUUAGUGGAAGAAGAUCCUUGGUGAUGCUGAUAUACAAGUGAAUUACUUUGGCUGUUUCAUGAAAGAUUUAUUUUUUGUCUAUGUAUUGUAAAGCUGAAUUAAUAAUGCAAAAAAUCAAACACCUUGCAUUGUUAAUGAGCUUGUAUAACCCUUCUGAAGCAAAUGUAAAUUCUCACUAACUAGCACAGCUUGAAUCAUGUCAUACUCAAAAACCUUUGUGCAUAAGCCAUAACUAAAUUUUACUCAUUGGACGUGAUUCUGAAAGAUGUCUGUUGACAGUCUGCAUUCAGAAAGGCUGUGUUUACUGGAAACUAAAGGAUUAGUCCAGUUCUAAACCUUUCAAUGCCUUAGUUAAAUAAUAUCUGUUUGUGAGUGCUCCAAUUUUAUUUUUAAUACCAGUUUAGUUUAGAUCUUUAUGGCAAAGUACCACAGGAUGGCUCAGCUGACUGUGGAAUGGAUAGCAUUGCUUAUAUCACAAUGGCAAAUGAUAAGCUGAGUUCCCAAAUUCUGUUCAGAAUUUUCUUUGCACGCGAAUACACUCACUCGUUUGAGCCAUUUUUCCAUUUUGCUACCUACACUGAAUGUGCUACAGAAUACGAUUGUGUUUAUGCAAACUGUACGUAUACCUCAUGAUAAGUCCUUGGUAACUCUUCAGCUGGAAGUGCAUGGUUAUAUGCUCUGACUCUUUACAAGAAGCAGGGUGGUAAUACCUGAAGUAUCUGACUUUAGUGUAAGAAGAGUAGUGGCUUGUAAAUUCAAUGAGAAUGUUGUAAAGGGUAAAUGUUUUCUGAUUAGGACUCUGAAAUCUUCAGCUUUGUUAGUCUGAGCAAAUAGCAAUGUAACAGCUUUUAUUACCCUCAACAGUAGAACUGAGCAGGGUUUUGGUUUUGGAAGCCUUACACAGCAAUUUUGGUUUAGUAACCC
Molecule: messenger RNA, 1289 nt
Organism: Pygoscelis adeliae (Adelie penguin)
Lineage: Eukaryota; Metazoa; Chordata; Aves; Sphenisciformes; Spheniscidae
Gene: CREG1
Product: cellular repressor of E1A-stimulated genes 1
Exons: 4
Coding region: 1-369 (122 amino acids)
Source: RefSeq, a predicted model, not a curated record